This is a messenger RNA of Fomitopsis serialis, 1149 nucleotides long. RefSeq lists its product as uncharacterized. The record is from RefSeq and is a predicted model, not a curated record. NCBI's taxonomy places the organism in Eukaryota, Fungi, Basidiomycota, Agaricomycetes, Polyporales, Fomitopsidaceae. The transcript has 7 exons. Bases 1 to 1149 code for a protein of 382 amino acids.
AUGGUUCGCUCUAUGGCUGAGCUGCGUUCAAGUGCCACACCUCCUCGUAUUCUCCCAGGUUCAAUUAACCAUGGCUCACUGUGGACAGUCCCAGGGCCCGAAGGCGAAGCCACCGGGAGCAGCACAGAUGGCCCUACAGAUGCCGCUCAAAAUUUGGACAGACCCGAGGAUGCCGACGUGGAUAUGGAGCCCAUCGAGCCAGUACAGCAUUCCGACAGGGAGAUGUCAGCCAUUGACCCGGCUCUCCGUGUUCCUGAUGCCCUCGCAGCGCUGCGAGAGCGGACAUCACACCCUCGCAACCAGUUGCAAUUUCUGGACCCCGUUGCCUCGAUGUUCCAGUUGAAGGGUGAUGCGAAAGUAGCGCUGCGACGCUUCAUUGAGGCUCGCAACGUCGAGCGGGAAGUAAUGGCCUUCGGCGCUAUGAUGUCCAUCAAACAACUCAUUGAGUCGAACACGGUCGUGGCCAACGAACUGUGGACUAUACCUGAACGCGUUGAGGCCGAAAUCGAUAAGUAUGCAAUCCGCAUCCUCUUCUCGCCGCAGAUCGCAGCGUAUGAUCAAGGACCACUUGAUCAACUUGCGCUCAUCAUUAAGCGUAAACGAUGGGGCUUGUCAGCGACAGUUGACGAAGAUGAGGAUGGAAAAUGGGACAAGCUGUUACACUAUGCACGCGGCCGGCUGACACAGAGGAAGUCCGAAAUGAAGAAGGCGAUUGCUGCAUCUUACGACCGCAAGGAAGUCCUUGCAACCGAAGACGACUCUCCCUUGAGCAGUGGCCACGACAUAGUCAAAUUAUGCAAAUCUCUGCUCAAGAUCGGCACCAAGAAGAUACCUUCAGGUACGAACAUCAAUGUCACACCGCAAUUUUGCACCCGGAUCGCUUUCCUGCGCUCUGUUCAUUUCGAGCACGGCUCAGUGGAGACGUACUGGAAACACGCCGACGAUGAACUCAUGAAGGUUCGCAAGGAUCUGGAUUACGAAGACGAUGCAUUGUCUUACUUCAUGACGCAGGUACUCAAACGCGAUCGCCAGCUAUUCCCGUGUAAAAACUGGGAACAUGUUGAUCGCAUCAAGGCGUCGGUCAGCCAGACCGAAAUUGAUCAAGUUCUGCAAACCGGACGCGCCGAGAACAUGCAGGCUGAAGGCUGA